CAGAAAACAGGAAACUCGAGUUUUGAAACUCGAAACAUUGUUGUCUUGCAGACAUUUGUAAAGCCAAAUCUGUUGAUAAAAUUCCAGGCUGUCUUUUUAUGGCUUUGCUUGAAAAGCGCAAAUCUUCAUCAAGACUAGACGAUACGAUCCCAUUAACAUGUCACAUCGAAGGGCGGGAUAAAAAUGACUCCUAUGUCGUAAGUUUCAUAUUAAUUUUACUACGUUGUUUUUUUUAAUAAUUUAUUCCUUCCUAGCACUGUUUGUGAAUUUACUCUAAUUUUUGUGGACGUAAUUAGCAACUUUGAUUGGUAUUUUAAUACACCCUAAACAAGAUCUUAAUUGUAUUUUUAUGUUACCGAUUGAGUCUGAUGUGCCAAAACGUUCUUAUAAAACGAUGUAGAAUUUAUCGAUACAUGUGUUUCUUAGAAAUUGAUCGUGGUUUAAUUCUAGGAAUAUUCCAUAAAGGUGCAGAGAGGGCCAAAUCCUGAAAAUCAGUGGAAGGUAGAAGUUAAAAAUAAUAUUUGUUAAUAAUUAAAGAUUUAAAAAAAAUUAAUUGUACUUAUAACCCAUUUUAAUGCAUUACACACUAAAUAUAGUGCACUCUAUUUUGGGGCGAUUUACUGGGGGGGGGUUAGGGGGGUUAAACCCCUCCUAGAAUCUCUCUAACCCCUCUUAUAAAGUGUUCAACCCCACCAAAAUUUUGCUUCACCCCUCCUAUUUUGUGUGAAGUCUUUAACUUUAAUGCCUAACCAGAAAAAAUUGCACCCCACCAGAAAUUUUUCUACCCCUCCUUUAGAAAAAAAUGAAAAUCCACCCUUGCUUACGCCAGAUGAUUUUACUGUCUAAGGCUAGAUGAUUUUACCCUGUCUAUAAACGCCAGACAAAUUAAUCGUCAAGGGAGAGUGCUGUUGCUCAUUGGGUUAAUAAUGAACAAGUCUAUUGGGAAGUUUGAACUCAAAAUUUUUAUUUAUUUUUUGAUGGUCUUUUAUGACAGGUCCUGCAUCGAUACACUGAUUUUGAUUCAAUGAAUAAAGUGCUUGAGGUGACUACAUAUAGAGUAAUCAAUUUUAUGCAUUCUCUUUAAAAAUAGGAUAUUAUUAAUUUACUACAAGAAUGUUGUAAGUAUAUUAUGAUGUGAUGUUUUUGAUAGACGUCGGGUGCCACGUUAUCUCUGCCACCAAAAAAGAUGUUCGGAAAUAUGGACAACGCUUUUAUUGCAGAAAGACUAACUGGCCUGCAGCAAUAUCUCAACUCAAUUGCUCAAGAACCCAUGUUUGUCAGGCACGAAUGUUUCAAACGAUUUAUGGAUCCAAAAAACUACCCGCCAAACAUGGAUGGUGCGUAAUUGCCGUCUUGUUUAGUGACUGACUAAGAAUGAUAGGUUGUACCUAAAACUAUAAAUAAUACAAGCCUUUUCUCUUCAUCAGAUGAAGCAGCAGAGCAGGUCGCAAUGUUUUAUCGAUCUGAGCCAUCUUGGGAAUUAGUUGAAAAUCUUCCAGAUAUUGGUAAAUAAACUUAAUAAAUCAUGUAUUGAAGUAUUUUGUGGUAAAAAGUAUUGCAUUCAUAUGGACAUUCAGUAUACCAGAAGUUAGUAUUUUGCAAUAGACUGAUCAGUGUUCACAGCAAUUAAAAACACUUUAACAUAAUUUGAAGCAAAAGCUUUUUUUUUUAUUGAAUUGUAUUGGCUUCUUUUUAGGAUGGAGAAUCAGAAAACAUUAUUUUCUCACCAAGUAUGCCGGUGCCACACAGAAAAAUGAUCGUCAAAUUUUAUCUUGGGUAUGAAUAAAUUAGCUAAAUGGAACAAAAACCUAGGCUACAAUGUGAUCUGUGUAUUAAACAAAAAUCUUUUUAGGUUGAAUAUGGACCAGAUUUAUAUUUGUCCAUGGAUAAAGAUCUUCCUGCUGCUAUGAAACUGCUCACAAAUAUUUUGGUAGUAAUUGCUACUCUAUGUUGCCUACAUCUGUUAUUUGAUGAAUGCAUGUGUAAACCUACAAGUUAACUGUGGUAUUUAUUGUCACAAUCUAGCAUCCUUACAUUUGUCCAAUCCGCAUUGCAACAGCACAUGAAAAAGGAGCUGUUAUAGUACGGGAUUUUAGACAGUCUGGAACAUUGAAAGAUUUUAUAUGUAAGGUAUGGUAUGGUAUGAAGUGGUAUGAUAUGUGGUAUGGUAGGUAUUGUAUGGUAGGUGUGGUAUGAUGUGUGUGAAAUGGUGCACAGCAAUGGUACGAUGUAUGUUGGUGUUCAAUGUUCAUGGUAUGAUAUACAUGGUGUGGUAUGGUAAUGUAUAGUAUGUAUGCUGUGGUAUCUCUCCUCUGCAGAGCCAAAGGCUUUUAAAAACAAUUAAAAAUGUUCCAUCGUGCCAAAAGCAUGUCUUGCUGUUUAUGUUUAUAACCCCAGCUGCUGACCCCGACUAUAAAUAGCAAGAUGCAAAUCUAAAUCUGUACAGUCUCUUCUGCUCAACCUCUUCUUUUUCUUUGGUAUGGUAUGGUAUAUUAUGGUACGGUAUAUUAUGCGGGUGUGGUAUAUGAUAUGGUAUGAUGUCAUAGUCUGGUUUUGUCUGGUAUGGUAUGGUACUAUGGUAUGGUACUAUGGUAUGGUUCUGUCUGGUAUGGUACCCCAUAAUGGUAAUAUUUACAGAUCUUACCUCUUUAGGCAAAACCAAAACUUGGUCACUUAAAGAAAUAUUGUUAUCCAAAAUUACCAGUUACUAUGCAACUAGAAGAUAUAAGAAGAUGUGGACGGCAGAUUUUAGAGGCUCUGAAAACUCUUCAGGACAAAGGCUUUCCUUAUGGUAUUUUGAAAAUUUGGAAAAAAUCAUAACGUUUUCAUUUCUACUAAUUUGUUAAAUAUAUCUCAUGUUUGAGUGAUUUGUGUUAUCAUUCUGUCAGGUCACCUGCACACUGGAAAUAUUAUCAUGGAAGGAAAUGUUGCUAGGUAGCCUAUAUAUUUUAAAAUGAAAUGAAAUUUUGUCUGUGCUUGUCAUACACACGUAAAAAUGUCACAACUUGUCAACAAGAUGUGUUCGCAACAGGCUUGUAGCAAGCUUGUUGACAAGUUGUAACAAUGCUGCUAUUUUAUCAAGUUGCUGCAAGGUUGUCACUCACAACUUGUUGACAGAUUGCUGAAUUGCAGGACGAUAACAAGUUGUUGGAACAACUUGUAACAAGUCUGUUGAGCUCAACAACCUUGUAGCAAGUUAUCAACUUGUCAACAAGCCGGGAACAAGCAGUGCGAACACAUCCUGAUGACAAGUUGUUGGAACAGCAUUGCUACAAGUCUGCUGCAGGUUUGUUACAACUUGUGCGUUUUUACGUGUGUAGUGGAUAAAACUGCCCUCAGAUAGUGAUUUUUCAACCAUUGUAAAAAUGCAUCUUAUUUUUGCGCAUAAAGGUUACUGGAUAUCGAAAAUGGUUUACUGGGUGUGCCGUCGAUUCAUCGUCAUCAUUUACUGGAGUUGAAAAAAAUUCAGGUCAGGAAGAUUCAUUAUUAAUGAAUGUGCAUUGACUGAUAGAUUGACUCUUUAAAAUUGAAGUGUCGUCAUCUGUUUGCGUAAUUCUUCUCCAACAGAACUUGGAACAGCAAGAUGUUUAUUGUUUUGGACAUGUCUUGUAUGAAAUGACUUUUGGUAAAGAACUUCGCGCCCCAACCACGGACGAAAUACCACCAAACUGCCCGCCAUUACUUGGUAAACGUAUUUAUAAGUUUUUAGUAUAAAUUACCUUGUGAUCAUCUGUUAAACUAAACUAACUUUAUUUGUAUUGGAUAGCUCUAUCAGUUCUAAACUGUUUUUCCCAGAGGUCCAUCAGUAUUACCACAGAGAGAAAGAGAGCUUAUUGUACUGUGUUUUUUAUUUCUUUAGAGCCGAUACUAAGUUCGAUUUUAACCCCAGAUGCAUGUAAAGGAAAUAUCCCAACCGUCAGUGAACUUCUUCAACUUCCGUAAGUGUAAAAAAGAAAGUCUUCACCAAUCCGUAGAUUUUCAAUAAGGUAUCAAACAUAAAACGAUGCGUUUUACGGCCCGGUGGUUGAUACGUGGACUUUGUCUUUCAGAUUUUUUGCAGAUGUACAAUUGGGCCCAGAGGAGAAAAUGUCAUUAAAGGUAGUUACGAUACAGUACGUACAGGUAGAGCGGACUAACUCGCUCUCGCUAGAGCACAGAUUGAUGUACAUGUAUAAUGGGUUAUAUUCUUCAGAUACCUUCUAAACUUAAAGAGGCUCUGAAACAAGUCAAGGAUGGCAUUGAGCAACGGCUGAGGGAUGAUCAGAAACUCGUAAGUCUGACUUUAACUUUAGGUGGCUAUUUGCAGUAAUCAUACUUGGACCCACACUGACCAUCAUCAUGUAUGUCAGUUCCGAUGUCAACCAUCAUUGGGAGUGAAGACAUCCACCCAACCACCCACCCACCCAGUGCCUUCUGGUACACUAGAAGGUCUCAGCAUAAGUUAGAUUUUGUCGUUCAUAGUUAAGUCAGUUUCGAAGGUAUUCAAAAGCUCAAGCCAAAGCGACAUCGAAGGAGGAAAAAGAUAAACGACGACACCAAAGAAAGGUGAGAUUAGUAAUAGACAAUUCCCAUUAUAGACUAAUUUUAAAACUAGGCAAGGAGAUGCAAAUAAAUCACCACAGCUAGAAAGAGCAUAUUCAACAGCUAAAAAGAGGGAAUCAACUACUGUACCUGAAAAAUACAAGGAGAACUUCGACGCAUUGCGACGUUUCGAGCGAAGGGCCUUCGAAGUUCUCCUUGUAUUUUUCGGGUAGUUGAUUCCCUGUCGAUCCACAGACCACCUACAUUGGCACAGACUGACUGUGUUCAUAUGUUUAUUGAAUCAAUGUUUUUCUUGUUUUAAAUGUUUAGCAAAUAAAGAAGCAAGAAUCAUUGGCCGAAAAUCCUACGUCAAAUAGUACCAAACCGCCAAUGAGUACGUGAAAAAAUACACACUUCCUUUGUCAUUUUAUCCCCAUCACAAUUUGAAGAACUUGUAAAUGCUUUAAGAACAUUAAUUACUAAUGUUUAUUAAUAUUAGUCCAUUGCACUGUAACCAGUAGAUUAAUUUUCGCAUCAUAAUCAUUCCUAACUUACUAACCCACUAGAGAAUGUAACUGAGUAUUUUCACCGUAGGUUAAUCUACACUUUAAUGAUCAGAAGUACUUUAACUUAAUCCAGGUCAGUUGCUUAAUGCCAUUGAGCUCCAUAUAUAUCAGGAGUGAGAACUCGGGUCCAAAAAAUGAAGGCAAAGUUCGAGCUAUUGGACGUCAUUCCUUUUCUGUUGUAUUUGUCUGCAGAGAGUGUGUGCCGAAAAAUUUCGUAUUUUGACUUUGAUUUAAUGAACACUAUCGCUUGUAUUCUAAACGCUC
Messenger RNA from Paramuricea clavata, 5351 nucleotides. Lineage: Eukaryota; Metazoa; Cnidaria; Anthozoa; Malacalcyonacea; Plexauridae. The record is from the annotation of a GenBank genome assembly.